Molecule: messenger RNA, 4107 nt
Organism: Tachyglossus aculeatus (Australian echidna)
Lineage: Eukaryota; Metazoa; Chordata; Mammalia; Monotremata; Tachyglossidae
Gene: MMRN1
Product: multimerin 1
Exons: 8
Coding region: 5-3649 (1214 amino acids)
Molecular function (GO): extracellular matrix constituent conferring elasticity; protein binding
Source: RefSeq, a predicted model, not a curated record
CAGCAUGAAGGGACUGUGUCUCUUUGUGCUUUUUCCUUGCCUGUGGAGUAGUGAACUGUGGGCAGACAGUACUACCCAGUCCUGGACUGCUUCUCAGGAAGAUAAUUUCCUAGCAAAAACCUCACCCGUCACAACACCUCUUCUUCAAACACAAGGCUCCCAAGAGAUGACUAUGUCUUCUGAGGUUCCACUAACAGCGCACACAAGUAAACCACCGGGAACUCUCCAAAAACCUGCUCCAGUUCCCUCAGAGUCCAGUCCAGCCCAGGCAUUGUCUUCAAGACCGACCCCACCACCUUCAGAGAAGAAUAAGGACCAGCUUUCUCAGGAAGGGAUGCUGAAGUUAAAACCAUUUCUCCCUCCAACCCAAUCCAGGUUGGAGCCUGGGAGCAGCCCAGCCGGACCAGAGGCAGCCGGCUUAUCCGAUAGGACGCGGCAGUUUCUGGAGAGCUUUUCCAGAAAGCAACUUACUCAAGGAGAAGAGACAGAAAAUUUGUCGGGAGCACGGGGAAAUCGAUCUCCACGGCAAACAUACUUCGGCACCGGCAGCAGCAGCCCCAACGGUGUCAGCCCCCAAAGCUCAAACUUCAAAAAUCCUGGAUUUGAAACGACCAGAGGAAAGAAUUGGUGUGCAUAUGUGCAUACCCAACUCUCACCCACAGUGGUAAUGGACCAAGACACCACUUUCCAGCCUGGACCAAAGCCCUGCCGGUGGACAAGCACAAAUUGUGCAGGAAGCUUUCAAAAGAUAUCGCGCCCAAUCUACAGAAUGAAACAUAAGAUAGUCACAUCCUUGGAGUGGAAAUGCUGUCCUGGAUAUCGGGGAGAAAAAUGUCAACAAAAAGUCCCACCAUCAUCCUCGUUGAUUCAUAGCAAUCAAGCAGAGAGCAGCAGAGCAAUUGAUGAACAAUCUCCAGGUUCCGGGCCGCAGCGGGACUGUUCUGAACAAGAGACACAAAAAAUAACUGACCAGAUUAACCAUCAGGAGGUGAAAUUAACUCUCUUGCAGAAGAAGAUUGAAAAUAUUUCUGUGACCAUGGAUGAUGUGAGGACAACAUUUUCUUCCCUGGAAGGGAAAAUCAGUGAUGCUGAGGGAACAGAAUUUCAAACUUUUCUUAAAGGCUUGAAAUCCAAAAGCAUCAGUGAGCUAGUCAAAGACAGUGUGAGAGAGCAGUUCAAAGUCUUCCAAAAUGAGGUGCAGGAGAACGUAGCCCAACUCUUCAAAGCAGUGUCUACUUUAUCCGAGGGUCUGGAGAGCACAAGGCAAUUAGCUCAGCACGUUAAUGAGAGCUUGGUGUCUAUUAGCUCUCAGCAAAAAGCGAUCCUGGAUCAAGAAAGCACAGCCACUCGGAUGGACCUCUUGGAGCUGAAGAACGACAUUGCGAAUGUCAAGCAAGAAAUGAGCUUUGUCUAUGAGAAACCCAUCAAGGCCCUAGAAGCCAGGCAGAAGGAGCUUGCAGAUUCCUUGGAGUUGGAGCACACCAGAAACAUUCUGUACUACGAGUCCCUCAACAAGAGUCUUUUAAAAAUGCGAGAGGUCCACAAGCAGCUGUUGGCAUCAGACCGGAAAGCGUUCUCGACAGUGCAGGACGACGUUAUUACCGAGGGGUUGCUCGUUCUCCAGGAGAAAGUGAAGAAGCAGGACCUGACGGUGAUAAAAAUGUACGAUGACUUGAACCUGCAAGAGAACAAGGUGAACAACAUCACUGUUACUCUGCAGCUGGAAAGAGCCACUGCUAGGAAGGAAUGUGAAGUGAUUUUGUCCAAGUACAGAAAGGACUUUCAAUCUCAAAUGAAAGACAUGGAAGAGAAUUUGCACAUUUUAAACCAAACGCUGGCAGAUACCCUUUUUCCGAUGUACAAACAAAUGGACAAAAUGAAUGAACAAAUCAAAGAUUUGACUUACGAUAUGGAGAUCCUCCAGCCCUUGACCGAACAGGGGCCACCAUUCCAUCAGUUCGUGGACUCGGAACAAUCCAACAGAGCAGCAGCCAGCAACAGAAAGCUAGACAACCUAACGAGCAUCAUUUACAAUCUCAAACAUUUUGUCAAAGAACUUGCAAAAAGCCACGAGGAAUUUAAAAUUGAGACGCAGGCCAGUAAUCACAUCUUUGAGAGACGUAUCAACGAGUGCACUUUACAAACGGAGGACGGUUUAAAUAAGUCCAUGACCAUUUUAAAUAAUGCGAUUGAUUCCAUCCAGGAUAAUUAUGUGCAAAGGGAGACUUUGACUAGCAAAAACAGCCAUCCUGAGGCUCAUGAUAACUGUUCUGACAAGAUGGGCACCAUAUUGGCUUUCAUCCCUCAGUUCCGCCAGUUGAAUGAAUCCUUUCAUUCUCUGAUUAAUGACAUUUGGAGAAAUCAGACUGUUCUACAGAAUUACAAGGCACUGAAAGAUAGCCCAAAUGGCAAUUACGAGAAAACAAGCCACUCCAACUUUGGGAGACUGGAUCAAAUAUUGAACGGGACCAUUUCUCAAGUGCUUGCGUACCAACAAAAUAUAAGUCAUCUAGAAGAAAAACUCUUUUUGUCAACACAGGCUUAUCAAGAUUAUGCGGAGCGACUACAGAAUUUAGAAUCUAGAGUGACACAGACCUGGAUGCCAUUUUAUAUUUCCUUUAAAAAAGACAGGGACAGGAUGGAGAGAGAUCAGUCCCUUCAACUUCAGGUGUUGAGUUCUAGAUUCAAGGCAUUAGAAGCGAAAUCCAUUUAUUUCUCAGUUGGUUUCUCCCGUCUCAACAGAACCGUCUAUGAAACUUUAGAAAUGUGUCAACAUGCUUCUGACAGGAUUUCACAUCUGAAUGCUAGUAGCCAUCAGUUGAUGCAAGAUUCCCAAUCUGAUUUUAAACAGCUGCAGGAAGAUCUGCUGGGUCUCAUGGAGUCCAAAAUUGAAGCAAAGACUCAAGCUCUCCAGUCUAACAUAACUUGGUAUUUGGAUCAAGUCUCGGAUCAAGCCAAGGCUCAGAAGCAAAUGAAAGCAAGUGUUAAAAAACCUGCCACAUUAAAGAAGCCAGCUGUGAAUCUUAUAACCAUCCUAAAAGGGCGAAAUCAAAGAAACACAGACAGCAUUGAAAAUCCUGCAGAGGAUUUAGACUGCAGCCGCUCUCCAUGCCAAAAUGGAGGAACUUGUAUUAGUGGAAGGAACAAUUUAUUCUGUGCUUGCCGCCAUCCCUUCGGGGGAAACAAUUGUACUGAAAGGCUGACUGAGGAAAAUAGUCUUACUCCAGAUUUUUCAAAAGGCUCUUAUAGAUACGCACCGAUGGUAUCUUUCUUCGUCUCUCAUACAUAUGGAAUGACAGGACCCGGUCCAAUUAAAUUUAACAAUUUGGAUGUCAACUAUGGGGCAUCCUAUGCUACACACACUGGGAAGUUCCAGAUUCCAUAUCUUGGGGUAUACGUUUUCAAGUACACCAUUGAGUCACUUAGCCCCCAGUUGUCUGGCUAUCUUGUAGUUGAUGGAGUAGAUAAGCUUGCGUUUCAGUCAGAAAAUGUAAACAGUGACAAAUACUGGGAUAGAGUUCUCACUGGGGAUGCUUUACUGGAGUUAAAUUACGGUCAAGAAGUUUGGCUUAGGCUGGUGAAAGGAUCCAUUCCAGGUAGGUUUCCCCCAGUGAGUACAUUUAGUGGUUUCUUAUUAUACCGUACAUAAGCUAGUCAGAAACAUAAGAUAUCCCCUUUCCGAUGAAGCAGGCAAUAUUAUUAGUAUUCCUUGAAUGUGUCUCUGUUCUACUUUUGUAGUUUUACCUCAAAUGAAAUCUAAGUUCCUUUUCCUUUUUUAAUGCACAUUUUCCAAAGAUUUGGGGAGUACACAUGCCAGCGUAUAUUUACUUCAUAAUCUCAAUUUAAAGACCCCUUAUGUAAACUGGAUGUGACUAGACUAAAAUCUUUCUUCUAAGGAAUUACUAGAUCAAUGUAACAAAAUUAAAAUAGUUUUAACAACUCUGGAAAAUUCUGAUUGGAAGUAACUUGGCAAAAUGAGAUUCAUAGUCACAACGCAUUUUCCAACAGUAGCAGUUGUAAAUGGAGUACUGUUGUGCUUGCACUUUUUCUCUUACCUGCAAAUAACUUUCCUAAAUGCACGUAUUAAAAUAAAAAUUUCAAUUCAAA